Molecule: messenger RNA, 2123 nt
Organism: Syzygium oleosum
Lineage: Eukaryota; Viridiplantae; Streptophyta; Magnoliopsida; Myrtales; Myrtaceae
Product: protein GRAVITROPIC IN THE LIGHT 1
Exons: 1
Coding region: 27-1691 (554 amino acids)
Biological process (GO): response to red or far red light; negative gravitropism
Source: RefSeq, a predicted model, not a curated record
CGACGACGACGACGACGACGACCACGAUGCCGGACGUGAACGGCGCCGCCGCCGCUCCCCCCAAGCCGCCGCAGAUCUCCGACAUGUUCCAGAAGUUCGCCCUCGCCUUCAAGGCCAAGACCUUCGAGUUCUUCGCCGACGAGGACGGCCGGGGGGAGGCGGCGCCGGCGGCGGCGCCGGCGGGGGGCCCCGCCGCCGGUGGGGAGGACUCGUCCGGCGGGUUCGCCUCCCUGCUCGACUCCGCCGAGGAGGUCAUCACCGGCCAGCGGGUCGUCGUCAUCAAGCCCGAUCGCUGCGGAGCCGCCGCCGCUCCCCGCCCGGCGGCGGCGGAAACCCUAGGCCGGGAGCUCGAGCGGGCUUGCGGCUUGUCGCCGGAGCCGGCGCGAUUGGCGAAGGCGCCGGGGAGCGGAGUGGGGAAGGAGCCGGAAGCGGUGGGAUUAGGGCAAAAUCGCGAUGUCUCCUGGAAUUCGCGAGAGCUGCCGGUCGUGGAGUCGAGAGGAAUUGGUAAAUCGAGCGAGGUGGCUCGGAGAAGAGCCGUUGAUCCGAGGACGAUCGAUACUCUGAUUUCUUCGGUGUUCGGGACUGUUUCUUCCUUCGAAGCUUCGUACGUGCAGUUGCAAACUGCGCAGGUGCCGUUCGUCGAGGACAGCGUGAAGGCUGCCGAUAAAGCGCUUGUUUCUCAUCUCCAGAGAUUGUCCGACAUCAAGCGUUUUUACGCGGAAUUGCGUAGGAACUCCGAUUUGGUCGAUGAUUUACCGGACGUGUCGAGCUUGGAAGCUCAGGUGCAAGAGAAUCAGAGCAAGCUGAGGAUUCUCGGGACGAUAUCGAACAGGUUGCAGUCGGAGAUCGACCGGAAGCAUAACGAAGUGCACAGCUUGAGGAAUCAGUUGGGCGAGAUUCAGAAGCGCAAUUUGAAGCUGUCGAAGAGGUUAUCGGACAGGUUGAGUUCAUCUUGUGAGGUGUCGCUGUGUAUCGCCGUGUUUGAUUCUGUUUUGCGCGAUGCCUGUAGAGCUACACAUAGAUUUACUAAGAUCUUGAUUGGUUUGAUGAGGAAGGCUGGUUGGAAUCUGAAUCUGGCGGCUAAUUCGCUGUAUGGGGAUGUUGAGUAUGAGAAGAAGGGUCACAACUGCUAUGCGUUUUUGUCGUACGUUUGUUUGGUAAUGUUUCGAGGUUUUGAUUCAGAAAGUUUCUAUUUUGGUGACGAUCAUGGAGUUUUGAGUAAUGGCCAUGUGUCGAGCGGUACUAGCUCUAUGAAGAAAUUGCUCGAGCAUGUGUCGAGUAACCCGAUGGAGGUGAUAAGCAUAGACCCAGAUAGCGAGUUUGCUAGAUUCUGUGAAAAGAAGUAUCAAGAACUUAUCCAUCCAUCCAUGGAAUCUUCAGUCUUCAGUACUCUGGAUGGCAAUGAAGCUGUUUUGAGUUCAUGGAAGUCUUUGAGCGUAUUUUACAAAUCAUUUGUCGAGAUGGCGAGUUCUGUAUGGACACUGCAUAAGUUGGCCUUUUCGUUUGAUCCAGCAGUUGAAAUCUUCCAAGUGGAGAGGGGCGUGGAAUAUAGUCUCGUGUACAUGGAAGAUGUCACGAAGAGAUGUCCUGCGCCAUGUAAUGUUAAGCCAAGAGUUGGAUUCACUGUGGUUCCAGGCUUUAAAAUCGGGAAGACGAUUGUGCAGUGCAAGGUGUACCUAUCUGGGCGAUAAUGCGAAGCCUUGUCAUUGGGGUUCCGCAAUGUGGGAAACAGGGAAUCAUAAUGCGCUCCCUCUGGAUGCUGGCCUAACAAGAUGAAAAGAUGUUUGGUUGAGUUGGUUGAUAUGACAGGGCCACAAUCCUUUGAGAGCUUGACUUCCUGGCAAUACAGAUGUCAGCAAGAAAAACAACUGUAAAUCUUGGUCAUUGCAAGUGAAGCUUAGCAAAUGAGCGAUGAGGAGUAAUAAGCUCUACGGCAUUGUGGAUCCACUGAGGUUCCUUCUGGUGUGUAAAGUUCUUCAAAUUUUCUUCUGAUUUGGUCUUUCAGUUAAAUGAUUUCUUGGGAGCUCACUGUAUAGGUCUAUCUUUUCUUACACUUAGAUACAUAGCCAAUUUGUGAAUCUGUUUUUCUGUUGUUGAGUAAGAUAUCAUGUUGUGUAUCUAAA